This is a messenger RNA of Penicillium atrosanguineum, 672 nucleotides long. RefSeq lists its product as uncharacterized. NCBI's taxonomy places the organism in Eukaryota, Fungi, Ascomycota, Eurotiomycetes, Eurotiales, Aspergillaceae. The record is from RefSeq and is a predicted model, not a curated record. The coding region runs from base 1 to 672 and encodes 223 amino acids. Gene Ontology annotation, molecular function: succinate-semialdehyde dehydrogenase (NAD+) activity. The transcript is spliced from 2 exons.
AUGUCCACGGAUACGGUCAUUACCGCAAGUGCCAUUGCUCCUACUCUGGAAGCUAAGAUCCUCUCCUUGGUACAAAAGAUCGAUCGCACGUCUACAGUCAUCUCACCGGCUGCCAAACUCAGACUGGAGAUGCUGGUGGCGGAUGCCCAAACCAAAGGAGCGAAAAUUUACACUGCCCCGCCUCAGAACUAUCUCCCGACUGUUAUUACUGGCCUCACUAAGGAAAUGAUAUUAUACGAGACAGAAUCAUUCGGACCGGUUGUUGGCAUCUUAACGGUUGAUUCUGGAGCUGAGAUCAUUGAGAUCGCCGAGCAGGCUACUUACGGCCUAUCAGCCUCUAUCAUCUCCAGUAAUCACUAUCGCGCGAUCAAGUUGUCUGAGUCUAUCAAGGCAGGAGCUGUUCACAUCAACUCAAUGACUGUGCAUGAUGAGCCAACUUUGCCCCACGGAGGAUAUGGCGAAAGUGGCUGGGGCCGGUUUGGGUCUAAGUGGGGAAUAGGGAGUUUGUGCAAACCAAGACUGUCAUAUUACAUCCGUGAAAUCACCUAUGUUAUCUCUGUUCCCGGUGUCUCCCCGGUAUUUCCAGAUUCCCCGGGAUUUGGGUUCCGGCUCCCCGUGCCCCAGUUUUAUUUCCAAUCGUGGGGGGCUAGACGCUUGCAGAGGCGAAAAUGA